This is a messenger RNA of Sporothrix schenckii 1099-18, 882 nucleotides long. RefSeq names its product acetylxylan esterase. The record is from RefSeq and is a predicted model, not a curated record. Lineage: Eukaryota; Fungi; Ascomycota; Sordariomycetes; Ophiostomatales; Ophiostomataceae. The coding region runs from base 1 to 882 and encodes 293 amino acids. Gene Ontology annotation, cellular component: extracellular region. Gene Ontology annotation, molecular function: hydrolase activity. The transcript is spliced from 3 exons.
AUGCUUUUUUGGUCAUUGGCCACCGUGGUGGCGUCUGCGGCCUUUGCCGCUGGCGCAUCGCUUAAGCCAGUCACGAGCUUCGGCGCGAACCCAACGAGUAUACAAAUGUACCUCUACGUUCCGGACAAAGUCGCAGAGAAACCAGCCGUCAUUGUUGCACUGCACCCGUGCGGGGGAUCCGCAACAGGAUGGUAUUCGCAGACAAAACUGCCUUCAUAUGCAGACAAGAACGGCUUCAUUCUGAUCUAUCCCGGUACGACCCAUAUGAGCAACUGUUGGGAUGUCCAGAACCCCGCAAGUCUCACGCACAACGGUGGCGGCGAUGCCGGUGGCAUUAUCAGCAUGGUCAAUUACACCCUGGCCAAGUACAACGGUGAUGCGUCCAAGGUCUACGUCAUGGGCGGCUCGUCUGGUGCAAUGAUGACCAACGUGAUGGCGGGCUCCUACCCGGAUGUCUUCGAAGCUGGCGCAGCGUUCUCCGGCGUUGCGCAUGCCUGUUUUGCCGGCGCGGCAGGCGCAACGCCCAUGUCGCCCAACCAGACCUGUGCACAGGGCCAGAUUUCUCACUCGGCGAAGCAAUGGGGUGACUUCGUGCGCAACUCAUACCCUGGAUAUACCGGUCGGCGGCCACGGAUGCAAAUCUUCCAUGGCUUGGCCGACACUUUGGUUCGCCCGGCAUGUGCGGAGCAGGCCUUGUUGCAGUGGUCCAACGUACUGGGCGUGGAACUCACCAAAAAUGUUACGGGAGUCCCCUCUGCAGCAUACACACAGGAGAUCUAUGGAGAUGGCACCAAGCUGCAAGGUUUCUUCGGGAAGGGCGUUGGCCAUAUCGCGCCAGUGAACGAGCCGCUGAUGCUGAAGUUUUUUGGCAUUACUCAAUAA